UAUGGUGUAAUCAUCAACACAUUUGAAGAGUUGGAGCCUGCUUAUGUCAAAGACUACAAAGACGCAAGGGCCGGAAACGUAUGGUCGAUUGGACCUGUUUCCUUGUGCAACAAGGCAGGAGUAGAUAAAGCUGAGAGGGGAAACAAAGCGACCAUUGAUCAAGAUGAGUGUCUUAAAUGGCUUGAUUCUAAAGAAGAAGGUUCGGUGCUCUAUGUUUGCCUAGGAAGUAUUUGCAAUCUUCCUCUAGUUCAGCUCAAGGAGCUUGGUCUAGGCCUUGAGGAAUCCCAAAGACCUUUCAUUUGGGUCAUAAGAGGUUGGGAAAAGUAUAAUGAACUAUCUGAGUGGAUGGUGGAGAGCGGUUUUGAAGAAAGAAUCAGAGAGAGAGGACUUCUCAUUAGAGGGUGGGCACCUCAAGUCCUUAUCCUUUCUCAUCCUUCCGUUGGAGGAUUCUUAACACAUUGUGGAUGGAACUCGACUGUCGAAGGAAUCACCUCGGGCGUUCCAUUGAUCACAUGGCCGCUGUUUGGAGACCAAUUCUGCAACCAAACACUGGUAGUGCAAGUACUAAAAGCUGGUGUAAGUGUUGGGGUUGAAGAAGUCAUGAAAUGGGGAGAAGAGGAGAAAAUAGGAGUGUUAGUGGAUAAAGAAGGAGUGAAGAAGGCAGUUGAAGACUUGAUGGGUGAGAGUGAUGAUGCAAAAGAGAGAACAAAAAGAGUCAAAGAGCUUGGAGGAUUAGCUCACAAGGCUGUGGAAGAAGGAGGUUCCUCUCAUUCUAACAUCACAUUGUUUUUACAAGACAUACGUCAAGUACAAUCUGUUUGAAUAUUUUUGUAAAUACAAAUUUAUGUUUUUGGAGGGUUUAAAUUAAGAACAAAUUGUUUUAAAAUUUUGACCUAUCAUCUCAUGAUGAUGAAUUGAUGAUUAAAAAA
Messenger RNA from Camelina sativa (false flax), 929 nucleotides. NCBI's taxonomy places the organism in Eukaryota, Viridiplantae, Streptophyta, Magnoliopsida, Brassicales, Brassicaceae. The record is from RefSeq and is a predicted model, not a curated record.